AUGGUUGUUGAAUCUAUAGAAAUCCAACAUGUCGACAAAACCUUGCCGGGCGACUUUUGUUCGCCUACAAGGAAAAAUGCCGGUAUAGUCAUAUUUGUUCACGGAUCAGGAUCAUCGAGAUUCAGUCCAAGAUUUGUGGCGGAGAUCCUGCGUUCUCGAGGAGUCGGCACUUUUUUGCUCGAUCUAUUGACGCCUCGGGAAGAGGCCAUCGACGAGCGUACCAGACAUCUCAGGUUUGAUAUUGAAAUGCUGUCGCAGAGAGUAGCUUCUGUUAUCGACUAUUUUGCUCAAGACAAGAGGACGCAAGGUCUUCCGAUUGGGCUAUUUGGGGCAUCUACCGGAGGCGGAGCUGCAUUACUGGCAGCAUCUCUCUGUCCAAACCAGAUAGCUACAGUCGUUUCCCGUGGUGGCCGUCCUGAUCUCGUUCCCGUUCCAGUCCUCAAGUCGAUUAACACACCGACCCUUUUCAUCGUGGGCAGCAAAGAUACAGUUGUGCUAGAAUUGAAUAAGCAGGCAUUGAAUGCGCUGGGAAGCAAAGAAAAAAAGUUACAAGUGGUUGAGGGAGCGACACAUUUAUUUGAAGAAAAGGGUAUGUACUAG
Molecule: messenger RNA, 600 nt
Organism: Paraglomus brasilianum
Lineage: Eukaryota; Fungi; Glomeromycota; Glomeromycetes; Paraglomerales; Paraglomeraceae
Source: the annotation of a GenBank genome assembly